Messenger RNA from Diabrotica virgifera virgifera (western corn rootworm), 1331 nucleotides. RefSeq lists its product as uncharacterized. Gene Ontology annotation, molecular function: phosphatase activity. The record is from RefSeq and is a predicted model, not a curated record. The transcript has 5 exons. Gene Ontology annotation, cellular component: cytoplasm. NCBI's taxonomy places the organism in Eukaryota, Metazoa, Arthropoda, Insecta, Coleoptera, Chrysomelidae. The coding region runs from base 273 to 1130 and encodes 285 amino acids.
CCAUAUCAACCGUAUUUUGUAAAGCCGGCAUUUUUUUUAAACAACUAACAGUACUAUAAACUUAAACUGUACAUUUAAUCCUCUUGCAAUAAACUGUAAUUCUACAUCAUAUAAAAUUCUGAAUGAGUUAAUUUUGCUUCACAAAAAAGAUACACGUGAUUAAAAUAGGCUAUAUAAAAGAAUAAAACACUUUUUUCCUUUUACUUUUAAAGACGAGUAUGUAAAUAAAACAUAUCUGCUAGGUGAACGAUCCAUCAAAUACUUAAGUCAUCAUGAAAUCUACUAACAAACUUUUAAAACCCGUUAUAAUUUUGUUAUGUUCGACUAUACUAAUUUUUAUAGUGAUAUUCAUCUUGGUGAAAAAAGAUAAACAGCUGGAGAUGCAGAAUCUUUUGGAAGUUUCAGAAGAGGAGCAGCUCAGAUUUAUUGAUGGAAUUGAUCAUCUUUUAGUGGAUUUGGAUGGUGUGGUUAAAAUAGCAGAUUCAGUAAUACCUGGAGCCAACGAAUGUUUGGAUAAAUUUAAACGACUUGGAAAAUCUGUAAGCUUUGUAUCCAACAAUGCACUAAACACUCCUGACGAAAUUCUGCAAAAAUUACUUCAUAUGAAUUUAACUGUCGAUAUCAAUGAUAUUUUCAAUCCCCAGAUGGCAGUAUUAGAUUACCUACAACGAAUUAACUACCAGAAAAAAAUAUAUAUGAUAAGUACAGACAGCUACAAGGAAUAUUUAAGAAAGGAGGGUUUUAAAAUCGUCGAUAGUCCGAAUGAAACAUUAGAUGAAAGUUUACCACAUUUAUCAGAUAAGAUUAAGGAUGAUCCUGAGAUAGAACUAGUUGUAGCAGACUUUGAUUAUAAUAUAUCUUUGCUAAAAAUUACACAAGCAGCGCACCAUUUGUUAAAACCAAAUAUUACCUUUUUAACAGGUGGGACAGAUAAGACUUUUCCUGCUUCUAACGGAAAAUUUAUAGUAGCUUGCCACUACAUUUAUAAAGCUUUAGAAGAUUAUAGCGGCAAAAAACCUAUAACAUUGGCAAAACCAUCUAAAGACUACAGCAAAGUCAUACAAGCUAAAUUGAAGAUUACAGAUCCAGCUAGAGUCCUUUUCAUUGGAGAUACUUUUUUUUUAGAGUAGUAGAAGAUUUGGGAUUCGCUACAGUGAAUAAUUAUCAGAAACUUCUCGUUCUUACUGGAAAUACUAAAAUGAAAAAUAUCCAAAAUUGGACGUAUCCGGAAGAAUAUAAACCAAAUUAUUAUAUACAGAGUUUACAUGAAUUAAAUAUGUUAUUAGCUCAAUUAAAAAAUGUAUAAAAUAAAAUGUAUUCUAAAUCACAAA